This is a messenger RNA of Colletotrichum aenigma, 1197 nucleotides long. Its product is annotated as SH3 domain-containing protein. NCBI's taxonomy places the organism in Eukaryota, Fungi, Ascomycota, Sordariomycetes, Glomerellales, Glomerellaceae. The transcript has a single exon. The record is from RefSeq and is a predicted model, not a curated record. Gene Ontology annotation, molecular function: phosphatidylinositol binding. Bases 1 to 1197 code for a protein of 398 amino acids.
AUGCCUUCCUACCAAGAAGACGACCUCCAGUCAAUAGGCCCCGCGCCCUCCUACACCUCCCGCACAUCCACCCUCCGCCGCCGCCUCAAGAACCCCUUCCACCGCUCCUCCUCCUACCCAAAACCUCCCGGCCGCGGCGUCUCCCACCACGUCCACCGCGUCACCACAACCCUCGGCCACCCCAUCAACCGCGCCGCCCACCUCCUCGGCGCCGAGGGCUUCAUGCCCUCCACCAUGCCCAACGAGUGCGCCAAAACCGCCCGCAUCCUGCACGCCUUCACCGACGACCCCUCCCCGCCCCCGUCCGCCCGCGGCGGCCAGCCCCUCCACCCCCUCGGCCUCUCCACAAAGUCCCUCGUCUCCAUCCCCCCCAAGAUCCUCGCCUCCUGCGCCGGCCUCGCCAUCUUCAACACCCUCCGCGCCGGCGCCUACAUGGGCUCCCUCUCCGCCGGCUCCGGCCUCGUCGUCGCCCGCCGCCCCGACGGUUCCUGGUCCCCGCCCUCCUCCUUCGUCAUCUCCACCCUCGGCGCGGGCUUCAUGAUCGGCCUCGACAUCUACGACUGCGUCCUCGUCCUCUCCACCGCAGCCCAGGUCGCAGCCUUCACCCACCCGCGCGUCUCCCUCGGCGCAGAGUCCUCCGUCGCCAUCGGGCCCCUCGGCACCGGCGGCGCCGUCGAGGCUGCCCUCUCCAAGACCUCGCGGCCCAUGUUCUCCUACAUCAAGUCCCGCGGCUUCUGGGCCGGCGUGCAGGUCGAGGGGACCAUCAUCCUCGCGCGGCAGGACUGCAACGCCGUCGCGUACCAGGACCGCCGCACCUCCGCGAAGAAGAUCCUCGCCUGCCAGGCCGAGUGGCCCGAGGGCUCGCAGCCGCUGUGGCACGCGCUGAUGGCCAUGGACGGGUACUACUCUGCCGUGAUGGACGCGGACAUCGCGCGGGAGGUGGCGCUGCUGGGUCCGCCUGGCGACGGGGAGGUGCCGCAGGGGUAUGCGAGCCCGCCGCCCGACGUGGAGGACGACACGCCCGCGCCGGCGUACUCGCCGUCCGUGGCGUCGGCGUGGCGGUACGGGAGCGAGGAGGGCGUGACGGAGGCGCCGCUGCCGCCGCUACCACAGCUGCCACCACCGCCGCCGCCACCGCCGGUGCCGGUGCCGGUGCCAGUGUACGACAAAGACAGGUUGCGAAGGCUGGUGCAAUGA